AUGUCGCCGCGAACACCCGACGCUGCCCCUGACCCCGCCCCCACGUUCGCCGACGACCUGCCCGACGUGCUAGCAAGGGCCAGCGCCGCGGACGUCGCCCAUGUGAACGCCAUUGGCGUUGACGCGAGUUCGAGCCGGGCGUGUGUCGAGCUCGCGGCGAAACACGAGCUGGUCCACGCCGUGGUCGGCAUCCAGCCGAACGACGUCGCGGAAGCCGCGGCCGGCGACUGGGACGAGAUCGUCAAGCUGGCCAAAUCGCCCGGCGUGGUGGCGCUCGGCGAGACCGGCCUCGACCGGUACUGGGACCACUCACCCUUCGCGCUGCAGCAGGACUACUUCGAUCGCCACCUACGGCUGUCGCAAACGACGGGCCUGCCAUUCGUCGUUCACAUGCGUGAAUGCGAGGCGGACGUUCUGGCGAUGCUCCGGGAAGCCCGCGAACGCGGGCCGCUGCGCGGCGUCAUGCACAGCUACACCGGCACGGCCGACGGGGCGGCGGAAGCGAUUGAGCUGGGCCUCUACGUGAGCUUCGCCGGCAUGGUCAGCUACAAGAAGUCGGACGAGCUACGCGAGGUCGCGGCGACGGUUCCGCUCCACCGGUUGCUCGUCGAGACCGACGCGCCCUACCUGUCGCCUGAGCCGGUUCGGAAGAUCCGGCGCAACGAACCGGCGCACGUCGCGCACACGGCACGCUGCUUGGCGGAUCACCGCAGCGAAGCCUACGAAGACUUCGCACGCCAGACGACCCAGAACGCGAUCGCGCUGCGAGCAGCAGCAGAGGCCGAGCGGCGCGAACAGUCGUCGGAACUCGCUGCCGAUCGCGCGAACGCCGAAGGCGGGUUCGCACCCACCGCAGCAAGCCGAGCCCGUGCAGACGUUGAUGAGCGGAGGGCUCGCAUCCACAGGCUGGCUCGCAGCCGCAAGCCGGCUCGCAUCCGCAACCGACCGGGAUCGCACACCCGCAUCCGGGUCGCAGUGUCCCGCAUCCGACGGAGCCGGCAAGCGACACCGCGGCGAUCAGCACCGCAGCGAAGUAACGAACGUCGACACGGCUCGCGGCCGCGUGGCGAGAUGGGUUCAUCCGUGAGUCUCCCCCCGAAGGGACCAGCGAUCCUUCGCUGGCGUUGCUGUCAUGAUGAGCUCGCUGCCCGCCCAAACGGGACCGGCAGCCUGGUAACGAGAUCGGCCCGCCUCGCCCGCGCGAUGAGCCGAAUCGUUACCACCUGCGCAGUUUCUCAGCGGCGUGCGGCGGUCGCGGGGUUGCUGGCGCCCUGA
This is a messenger RNA of Cladocopium goreaui, 1275 nucleotides long. NCBI's taxonomy places the organism in Eukaryota, Dinophyceae, Suessiales, Symbiodiniaceae. The record is from the annotation of a GenBank genome assembly.